AUGGCACGUGAUAUGUUUAAGGCCAAUCCAUACGUCGAAUUGCGGCUGAGACUUAUCAGUGACAGACAUGACGAUGGUCGUGUGUAUAAUAUGCCAACCGUUGCGGAAGUUGCUGCCCUUAUUGUUGGAGAUGUUGACACAGGUGAAAUGAGAGACAUUGUGGUUCAAUACCGGAGUGGUAAAUUACAAAGAAUAGAUGAGUUCAAUCCAAGUUAUCUUUCAUAUCAAUACCCAUUGAUAUUUUGCUACGGUGAAGAUGGAUACCGGAAUAAUAUCCUUCACAAGUAUCAAGAUGAGACAACUGUUACAAGGAAGAAUAGGCAAUCUAUCAAGGAUUGGCUGUUUUUUCGUCUCCAAGAACACACAGAUGAACCUAAAACACUAUUGUACUCAAGGAAACUUUUCCAACAAUUUUUGGUUGAUGGUAACGCUAUGAUGGAAUCAGAACGUCUCAAUUGGUUGCGAAAAAAUCAAUCCAAGUUAAGGGUCGGAAAAUACAAUAAUUUGCAACAAAGAUGUGAGCAAGGAGACCAAAAUCCAGGUAACAAACAAGGUAAACAUGUUGUUCUACCAUCUUCUUUUGUGGGUAGCAAACGAUACAUGGAUCAACUUUACUUCGACGGUAUGGCAAUUUCAAGCAGAUUGGGGUUCCCAGAUUUGUUUAUCACCUUCACAUGCAACCCAAAUUGGCCUGAGAUUACACGGUUGCUGUCCCCGAAAAAUUUAAAACCUCAUGAUAGGCCUGACAUUGUUGCCAAAGUUUUCAACAUCAAGUUUAAAGAGCUUAUGGUUGAUUUAACAAAAAAACAUAUUCUUGGGAAAGUUUUGGCAUUUAUGUAUACAAUUGAGUUUCAAAAGCGAGGCUUACCCCAUGCCCACAUUUUGAUCUUCUUGCACCCCCAAAGCAAGUAUCCAACGCCGUCCGACAUUGAUAACAUCAUUUAUGCCGAGAUUCCUGAUCCUACGCUUCAUCCUGCUUUAUACGCACCGGUAAAAUCACAUAUGAUACAUGGACCGUGCGGUCUUUCGCGGCCUAAUUCACGAUGUAUGAGAAAUCAGCAAUGUUCUCAAUAUUAUCCAAAAAAUUUCAUCGAAGAUACAGUUGUCAAUGCUGAAGGUUAUCCAUUAUAUAGAAGAAGAUCCAACACCCAUGUAAUUACAAAAAAUAAUAUCAAGUUGGAUAAUAGAAAUGUGGUCCCCUAUAACACUCGGUUAUUGUUGAAAUAUCAAGCACAUAUUAAUAUGGAAUGGUGUAACCAAUGCACUUCUAUCAAGUAUCUAUUCAAAUACAUUCACAAAGGAUAUGACAGAAUCGGUGCAAGUGUGGUAGCUUCUAAGUCAAACACCGGACUACAGCAUGAAUGUGUAGAUGAGAUCAAACAAUAUCUCGAUUGUAGGUAUGUUUCUCCGAGUGAGGCGUGUUGGCGAAUAUUUUCAUACAAGGUUCAUGGGAGGAAACCUGCUGUUGAGCGAAUGUUUUUCCAUCUCAUUGGUGAAAAGGCUGUCUAUUAUAAAGAUUGUGAACAAAUGGAGCAUGUCUUAGAGAGUGCAAGCGUAACAGAAUCUAUGUUCACGUCUUGGCUGGUAGCAAAUGCAAGAUAUGAGGAAGCCCUGUCAUUAACAUACGGUGAAUUUGUUACAAAGUUUGUUUAUGUUAAGAGAAAAAAAUUGUGGAAGCCACGAAAAAUAGGGUUCACUAUCGGACGUUUGGUGUGGGUUCCACCGACAACCGGGGAACUUUUCUAUUUGCGGAUGAUGCUGACGGUGGCUAAGGGACCAACUUACUAUGAAGAUAUAAGGAGGAUGACGACCGAGAAUACAUAUGUGCGUUAA
Vicia villosa (hairy vetch) is the source of this 1833-nucleotide messenger RNA. RefSeq lists its product as uncharacterized. The record is from RefSeq and is a predicted model, not a curated record. Lineage: Eukaryota; Viridiplantae; Streptophyta; Magnoliopsida; Fabales; Fabaceae. The transcript has 3 exons. The coding region runs from base 1 to 1833 and encodes 610 amino acids.